Sorex araneus (European shrew) is the source of this 945-nucleotide messenger RNA. Its product is annotated as olfactory receptor 8I2-like. Gene Ontology annotation, molecular function: odorant binding; olfactory receptor activity; G protein-coupled receptor activity. Gene Ontology annotation, biological process: G protein-coupled receptor signaling pathway; sensory perception of smell. NCBI's taxonomy places the organism in Eukaryota, Metazoa, Chordata, Mammalia, Eulipotyphla, Soricidae. The transcript has a single exon. Gene Ontology annotation, cellular component: membrane. Bases 1 to 945 code for a protein of 314 amino acids. The record is from RefSeq and is a predicted model, not a curated record.
AUGGCUGAAAAUAAUAUCACAGAGGUGACCUUCUUCGUACUCUCUGGAUUUUCAAAUCAUCCUGAACUAAAAGUCAGUCUUUUCUUGAUAUUUCUCUUUAUCUAUCUAUUCACUGUUUUGGGGAACCUUGGUCUCAUCGUGUUAAUCAGAAUGGACCCACAGCUUCAUACGCCGAUGUAUUUUUUUCUAAGCAAUUUAGCCUUCAUUGACAUAUUCUAUUCCUCUACAAUAACCCCCAAGGCCCUGGUGAAUUUCCAAUCCAGCGAGAAAACCAUCUCCUUUGCUGGCUGCUUUGCUCAAAUGUGCUUUUUCGUGGGUUUGGCAAGUAGUGAAUGCUUUCUUCUGGGCUCCAUGGCCUAUGACCGCUAUGUAGCAAUCUGCAACCCCUUACUGUACUCCGCAGUAAUGUCACAGAAAGUGUGUCACUGGUUGGCAGUGAUGCCGUAUGUGGUUGCAUUCACAGAUUCCACAAUAAUCGCCUGUGUGAUCAGUACCUUGCCAUACUGUGAUUCCAAUGUCAACCAUUUCUUCUGUGACACCACAGCUCUUAUGGCUCUGUCCUGUGGAGAUAUUUCCAGCACAGCGCUAAUGAUCUUCUUUUUAGCUGGCUUCACCAUCGCUUUCCCACUCCUCAUUAUCACUGUCACUUACAUCGCCAUCAUCUCAGCCAUCCUGAGGAUCCAGUCUGCAGCAGGCAGGAAGAAGGCCUUUUCCACGUGUGCCUCUCACCUCAUGGGGGUAACUAUCUUCUAUGGCUCCCUGACGUUUACGUAUUUGCAGCCUGAUGACUCAUUAUCCCUGACCCAGGCACAGGUGGCCUCUGUGUUCUAUACCAUUGUCAUCCCAAUGCUGAAUCCCCUCAUCUAUAGUCUGAGGAACAAGGAUGUGAAAAAUGCUCUGCUGAAAAUAAUACACAGAAAAACUUUUUUCAUGAAGAACCUGUGA